Ipomoea nil (Japanese morning glory) is the source of this 420-nucleotide messenger RNA. RefSeq lists its product as uncharacterized. The record is from RefSeq and is a predicted model, not a curated record. The coding region runs from base 1 to 420 and encodes 139 amino acids. Lineage: Eukaryota; Viridiplantae; Streptophyta; Magnoliopsida; Solanales; Convolvulaceae. The transcript has a single exon.
AUGCUGGGAAAGCAGGCUUGGCGUUUCCUCACAAAUCCCAACUCUCUGGUUGCGAAAGUUUAUAAGGCACGGUAUUAUCCUAAUACUUCUUUUGUGGAUGCAACUAUAGGAAAUUGCCCAAGUUAUUGCUGGAGGAGUAUUAUGGCAGCACAUGAUACUAUUAUUGCUGGCGUGCGAAGAAGAAUAGGUAAUGGUAAAGCAACCCUAAUUUGGGGACAUCCAUGGUUACCUAAUGAUCCUAGUCCUCUGGUCCAGAUAGAAAUGCCCAUGGAACUAAGAGAUGCCUUGGUAGUUGGAUUAAUUGAUCAGCAGACUAAUACUUGGGAUCCACACAUCCUUUUUGAUUUAUUUAUCCCAGAGGAUGUGGCCAGGAUAUCUAGAAUCACUGUAAGCCCGGAUUAUGAGGACUCAUGGUAUUGA